Messenger RNA from Aspergillus melleus, 1434 nucleotides. RefSeq names its product M20 family dipeptidase. The record is from RefSeq and is a predicted model, not a curated record. Gene Ontology annotation, biological process: proteolysis. Bases 1 to 1434 code for a protein of 477 amino acids. Gene Ontology annotation, molecular function: metallodipeptidase activity. Lineage: Eukaryota; Fungi; Ascomycota; Eurotiomycetes; Eurotiales; Aspergillaceae. The transcript is spliced from 5 exons.
AUGGCGCCUCAACUUGAACCUUUUUUCCAACAGGUUGACAACCUGUCAUCUUCUUUCGUUGACCGGUUGCGAAAGGCCGUUGCUAUUCCGUCCAUUUCUGCCCAGGAUGAGAACCGAAAGGAUGUUUUCAGAAUGGCAGAAUUCUUGGCCUCGGAGCUGAAAGCCCUAGGAGCUGAGGUGGAGCAACGACCGCUCGGCAAGCAGCCGGGAAAAGAGCAUCUCGACCUUCCCCCAGUAGUCAUCGCGCGUUACGGCAACGACAAGAAUAAGCGGACCAUCUUGGUCUACGGCCACUACGACGUGCAGCCUGCUUUGAAGGAAGAUGGCUGGGCUACGGAGCCUUUCGAGUUGACGGAGGAUAGCCAGGGGAGGAUGUACGGCCGUGGAAGCACCGACGAUAAGGGCCCUGUUUUGGGUUGGCUCAAUGUGAUUGAAGCGCACAAGAAAGCCGGAAUUGAGCUACCUGUGAACCUUCUCUGCUGCUUUGAAGGAAUGGAAGAGUAUGGCUCAGAAGGUUUGGAGGAGUUUAUCCAAGCCGAGAGCAAGAAGUUUUUCAAGGAUGCCGAUGCCGUUUGCAUCUCUGAUAACUACUGGCUUGGUACCGAGAAGCCGUGCCUUACCUACGGAUUGCGCGGCUGUAACUAUUACUCCAUCAGUGUCUCGGGUCCUGCCCAGGACUUGCACAGUGGAGUCUUUGGUGGCUCUGCUCAUGAGCCCAUGACCGACCUUGUCCAAAUUCUGUCCAAACUUGUCGAUACGCACGGCAGAAUCCAGGUGCCCGGGCUCAUGGACCUCGUCGAGCCAUUGUCGGAGGAAGAGAAGCUCCUGUACCCCAACAUCAGCUACACGAUGGAAAAUCUGCACGAGUCAUUGGGCAGCGAAACUGGCAUCCACCCGACCAAAGAGGAAACUCUCAUGGCCCGGUGGAGAUACCCAUCUUUGUCUAUCCACGGCGUUGAAGGUGCAUACUCGGCACCCGGGGCCAAAACAGUCAUCCCGGCCAAAGUCAUCGGAAAGUUCUCCAUUCGCACUGUCCCGAACAUGGAAAGCGCAGAUGUCAACAAACUCGUUUUCGAUUACAUCCGAGCAGAAUUCGCCAAGCUUAACAGCAAGAACACCAUGGAUGUUUGGCUCCAGCACGACGGAAAGUGGUGGGUUGCCAGCCCGAAACAUUGGAACUUCUCGGCCGCAAGCAAGGCUGUGAAGCAAGUAUUUGGCGUUGAGCCAGACAUGACCCGUGAAGGUGGCAGCAUCCCCGUCACUCUGAGCUUUGAACAAGCAACGGGUAAAAACGUUCUGCUUUUGCCCAUGGGCAGCUCAACAGACGCAGCUCACUCCAUCAACGAGAAGCUUGAUAGAAGGAACUAUAUUGAGGGCUCCAAGCUGCUCGGCGCCUAUCUGCAUUACGUUGCGGAGGAGCCCACGGAGGCUUGA